This is a messenger RNA of Cinclus cinclus, 3111 nucleotides long. Its product is annotated as basement membrane-specific heparan sulfate proteoglycan core protein-like. Gene Ontology annotation, biological process: cell surface receptor signaling pathway. NCBI's taxonomy places the organism in Eukaryota, Metazoa, Chordata, Aves, Passeriformes, Cinclidae. The record is from RefSeq and is a predicted model, not a curated record. The transcript is spliced from 23 exons. The coding region runs from base 1 to 3111 and encodes 1036 amino acids. Gene Ontology annotation, molecular function: transmembrane signaling receptor activity.
AUGGGGGUGCUGGGGAAAAUCAUGGUCCACAAGGGAGAGCAGGAGGAAGAGGCUGUUUGUGCUGAGAGCCACACAGGGCAGGAUCUGAGCCGGCAAGAGCAGCUUGGGAAUGGAGCCCCAGGCAGGAAGGAGCUCCCAAAGUCCUCCUGCUGGGAGCCAGUGGCCAUCCAGGUGUGGGGCCCGGCCAUGGCCCAGCCCCACACUUUUGAGCUGCUGCAAAGGAAGGAGAAACUGAAAGUCCUGCGGAGCCGCCAGCCAGGGGACAGGUGGCCCUGGCAGCGAGUGACAGCCAGUGCCCAUGGCCGGGGACACCGGGAUGGCCGGGAAGCCCAGACCCUCGGCCUCGCUGGUGCCCAGACCACCCAGCUCCUCGUGCAGCCCCCCUGGACGCCGGCGGUGCUGUGGGACCGGGUGACACUGACCUGCCAGGGCUCGGGCACUGCCGGUGCCACCACCUGGUUCAAGGACUGGCAGCACUGGGGGCAGGAUGGACGCGACAGCUUCCUUGUCACCGAGAGUGGCACCUACACGUGUGACAGACCCGGCAGUGGGCACAGCCCCCCCGUGCUGGUGUCAAAUGAGCCGCUGGCACUGCAGGUGCCAGCACGGGCACUGCUGGAGGGGGACAUGGUGACACUGCGCUGCCGGGGCUGGUCGGACAACCCUGUCACCAGCGUGAGAUUUUACCAGGAUGACAAGGAUUUGAGUGGGUCCAUCACAAGCACCGAGCUGUCCCUGUCCACCCAGCAGAUCCAAAACCGCGGCAGCUAUCGAUGCACGGGCUGGGUGGGAUCAGAAGUGAAAGUGUCAGCUCCGGUGACAGUGACAGUGCACGAGCUCUUCUCUGUGCCAGAGUUGGACGGUUCCCCCGAGCUCACUGUGGGGUCCCCCCUCAAUCUCAGUUGCCUCAGCACCCCCAGCCCCCUGCGGCCCCCAGCCCCCCUCCUGUACAGCUUCUACCAGGAUGGGCAGAGGGUGGGGGACCCGCAGGGGUCCCGGCAGUUCCUGGUGCCUGCUGUGGGGUUCUCCCUCACGGGGAAUUACAGCUGCGAGGUGAGCUCUGAAGGGGGGACCGUGCAGAAGAGCAGUGCCCGGCUCGGCGUCAGGGUGCGCAAGGUCCCACCCUCGGGGGUGUCCCUGUUGGUUCAGCCCCCCGGAGGACAGGUGACACUGGGGGACAGCCUGGUGCUGAGCUGCACGGUGGCCAUGGGGACAGGUCCCCUGUCCUUCUCCUGGCACCGGGAGGGCUCGGGGGCAAUGCUGGGCACCGGCCCCCACCUGGAGCUGCGGCACGUUGGGGACAAUGACAGCGGCCACUACCAGUGCCGGGUCAGCGACGGUGAAAGCGUGGCCCAGAGUGUCCCCCUGAAUGUCACUGUCCUGGUGCCCGUGGCCAAUGCCACCAUCACCCCCGGUCCCCCAGCACUCCAGGUGCGCCCAGGUGACCCCGUGACCCUGCGCUGCUCAGUGCAGUUGGGCUCAGCCCCUGUCACAUUCACUUGGCUGCACAAUGGGCAGGAGGUGGCCCGGGGUCCCCUCCUGGAGAUUGGGGACGUCGAUGUGGGACAUUCGGGCACCUACCAGUGCAUGGCCACCAACCAGGUGGGACAGGACGGGCACCGCGUGUUCCGGGCACUCAGCCCAGAGCUGGCCCUGGAGGUGACACCACAGGGAACCACUGGACACCUCUGGAUCACAGUGGCCACAGGGCUUGGCGGGUCCCUCCUCUUCCUGGUGCUGCUUGUGGGUGGAGCUGUGGGCUGGCACCGGUGGAACAACAUGGGUGGGGUCCCCUUGGAGCCCCCGGACCCACCAGAGGAGGGGGAGGUGCUGUACACCCACGUCGUGAUCACCGAGCACAUGGGGGCGUGCCCCCGUGCCACCACACUCCAGGAUCCCCAGGUGACCUAUGCGGAGCUGCCAGCAACCCAUGGGCGACCACGGGAAUCUGGGGACAUCUACGGGAAUGACACAGGAUCAGGCCACGACACAGGGUGCCAGGUGAGCUCCGGGGAUGGGGCUGUGUGGAAGAGCAGCGCCCAGCUCAGCGUCACGGUGUGCAAGGUCCCACCCUCGGGGGUGUCCCUGUCAGUGCAGCCCCCCGGAGGACAGGUGGCACUUGGAGACAGCCUGGUGCUGAGCUGCACGGUGGCCAUGGGGACAGGUCCCCUGUCCUUCUCCUGGCACCGGGAGGGCUCGGGGGCAACGCUGGGCACCGGCCCCCGCCUGGAGCUGCGGCACGUUGGGGACAAUGACAGUGGCCACUACCAGUGCCGGGUCAGCGACGGUGAAAGCGUGGCCCAGAGUGUCCCCCUGAAUGUCACUGUCCUGGUGCCCGUGGCCAAUGCCACCAUCACCCCCAGUCCCCCGGCACUCCAGGUGCGCCCAGGUGACCCCGUGACCCUGCGCUGCUCGGUGCAGGUGGGCUCAGCCCCUGUCACAUUCACUUGGCUCCACAACGGCCAGGAGCUGGCCCGGGGUCCCCUCCUGCAGCUUGGGGACGUCGAUGUGGGACAUUCGGGCACCUACCAGUGCAUGGCCACCAACCAGGUGGGACAGGACGGGCACCGCGUGUUCCGGGCACUCAGUCCAGAGCUGGCCUUGGAGGUGACACCACAGGGAACCACUGGACAACUCUGGAUCACAGUGGCCACAGGGCUUGGCGGGUCCCUCCUCUUCCUGGUGCUGCUCGUGCGUGGAGCUGUGGGCUGGCACCAGUGGAACAACAUGGGGCCCCCCCCAGAGACCUUGGCACCCCCAGAGGAGGGGGAGGUGCUGUACACCCACGUCGUGAUCACCGAGCACAUGGGGGCGUCCCCCCGUGCCACCACACUCCAGGAUCCCCAGGUGACCUACGCGGAGCUGCCAGCAACCCAUGGGCGACCAAGGGAAUCUGGGGACAUCUACGGGAAUGGGGAGCUGCCGCAGGGAGCACUUCCGGCCAGCAGGGGGCGCUGCUGCAGGGAGCACUUCCGGCCAGCAGGGGGAGCUGCCGCAGGGAGCACUUCCGGCCAGCAGGGGGCGCUGCUGCAGGGAGCACUUCCGGCCAGCAGGGGGCGCCCCGGUGCCAGCUCCAACCCCUCAGGGGCCAUGGCGGCCUCGGCCCCGUGA